AAGCAAGAAUAUGGGAAGAUGGAGAUCUCGGUGGAGGAGGAGUGCGGGCUUUAUGGGCCGGAGGCCCUCUGCGGGACUCAGACGGUGUGGAUGAGCCAUGGUGACGAAGUGGUGAAGUUGCCCGAGGGAUUCACGGUGGUUGCGAGAAGUUUGCAGGGAUCGGUGGCGGCGAUUGAGAACCACUCCAGAAGGUUUUACGGGCUUCAGUACCAUCCGGAGGUGACGCAUUCACCUCAAGGAAUGGAAACACUACGGCAUUUUCUUUUUGAUGUUUGUGGGGUAACUGCUAAUUGGAAGAUGCAAGAUAGACUUGAAGAAGAAAUAAAGUCCAUCAAACGAACAGUAGGACCUGAUGAACAUGUCAUUUGUGCAUUAUCCGGUGGAGUAGAUUCUGCUGUUGCGGCUACUCUUGUUCAUAAGGCAAUUGGAGAUAGGCUGCACUGUGUCUUUGUUGACAAUGGAUUAUUGAGGUAUAAGGAGAGAGAACGAGUGAUGUCAACCUUUGAGAGCAACUUGCAUUUGCCAGUUACUUGCAUUGACGCAACCGAUCAAUUUCUUAGUAAGCUUAGAGGUGUUAAAGACCCAGAAUGUAAAAGAAAAAUCAUCGGAAGGGAGUUCAUAUGUAUUUUUGAUGAUUUUGCUCAAGAGUUGGAAAAAAAAUUGGGAAAGAAACCUGCUUUCUUGGUCCAGGGAACUCUGUAUCCUGAUGUGAUCGAGUCAUGCCCUCCUCCUGGAAGUGGAACAACUCACUCCCACACAAUCAAGAGCCAUCAUAAUGUUGGAGGACUUCCAAAGGACAUGAAGCUAGAGCUCAUUGAACCACUUAAACUCUUCUUUAAAGAUGAGGUACGAAAACUGGGGAGUAUUCUGAAUGUUCCUGAAUCAUUUUUGAAGAGACACCCAUUCCCUGGGCCUGGCCUUGCUGUUCGUGUCUUGGGUGAUGUUACAGAAGGAAAUGCCUUGGAGAUUCUACGCCAGGUUGAUGAGAUAUUCAUUCAGUCAAUAAAAGAUGCUGGCCUUUAUGAUUCCAUCUGGCAAGCUUUCGCUGUGUUUUUGCCAGUACAAUCAGUUGGGGUUCAAGGUGACCAGAGAACCCAUUCUCAUGUAGUUGUUCUUAGAGCAAUUACUAGUGAGGAUGGAAUGACUGCAGACUGGUAUUAUUUUGACCACAAAUUUCUUGUUGAUGUGGUUCGAAAGAUAUGCAAUAACGUCCGGGGUGUAAACAGAGUCUGCCAGGACAUUACAUCAAAACCACCAGCGACUGUCGAAUGGGAAUAAAUUCAAUUUGGCAGCCUUCAGGUUGAACAGGAGCAUGCUGAACAUCUCCUGGAUUUGAGCAGGCUUGAAAAUUUGAAGCUGAACGAGCAGUUAUUCUUUCCUGUCCAUGAUUGCGUGGACCCAGCCGUAGCAAGGAAGAAUGGCUGUGUCUACUGUGAAAUGGCAAGAUGAAGAUUAUAUUUAUAAGUUCUCCUGUUAUAUUUCUUGUUUUAUUUUCUCGAGGUACGUGUGUUACCGGUGUGGACUCUGGAAGUAUACAUAUCAGGUAUAAAACAUAUAUGAAAAGGGGUGGGCCUCCAAAACCAUUUAAUGAAUAAUUACUCAAUAUUUAUCAUGGGAUGAUCUCCCUGUUUUUA
Molecule: messenger RNA, 1634 nt
Organism: Elaeis guineensis (African oil palm)
Lineage: Eukaryota; Viridiplantae; Streptophyta; Magnoliopsida; Arecales; Arecaceae
Biological process (GO): GMP biosynthetic process
Cellular component (GO): cytosol
Molecular function (GO): GMP synthase activity; ATP binding; GMP synthase (glutamine-hydrolyzing) activity
Source: RefSeq, a predicted model, not a curated record